This is a messenger RNA of Symbiodinium necroappetens, 2094 nucleotides long. Lineage: Eukaryota; Dinophyceae; Suessiales; Symbiodiniaceae. The record is from the annotation of a GenBank genome assembly.
AUGCCAGGAACCCUGGCUGGUGACGGCCGGGUGGUUAUUGUGGCUGUGCUGCUGGCUUCUUUGGCAGGGCUGUGGGGCACUGUUGAGGUGCUUGGCCCAGGCGGUGUCGCCGUUUUUUUCGCAUGCGGGGCUCCGGUUUUGAUACUGCUCCUGGCAUGGUGGCGCUUGGGCGAUGGAGUGCCAUUGGGCUUUCUCGCUUCCAUGUAUCUGCACAGCACGAUCUUGAGCAUCGUCCUAUCUGCUUUUGGUGAGUUGUUGAUGACGCCUAUCUGGGCACGGUCUUUUCCGGAUUGCCAGCUGGGAUUCACCGCACCUCACGCGAUCAGUCCGCGGACGGAGCGCUGCGGGUUCUUGGGCUUUGCUGCCUGGCUGUCUAUCCCCGGCAUGAUUGAGGAGACGUGUAAGGCCGUGUGGUUCUUCUACCGACUGCGGCGCAGCCCAAACGAUGUCCCGGAAACCUGUUGUGGCGGCAUGUUUUUCUCCCAAAGCAAUGGAGACUGUGGCUGGUGGUUCAAGCUGGCCCCUACACCGCAGCACGUGCUGUUGGCUGCAGUUGCCGCUGGUGCUGGUUUCGAGGCCGUGGAGAACCUGAGCUACGGUUUGGCUGCAAAGGAGGUGGACCUGGCCUUGCCAGUGGUGAUCAUCCGAGGCUUCUUCCCUCUGCAUAUCUGUUGGACGGGGAUGAUCGGGGUGGGCCUAGCUCGUCGUCUCUUCUUGCCACGAAAGCAGAACCCAUUACUCUUCGGCAUGCUCUGGCCGGCAAUGCUUCUUCAUGGCAUGAGUGACUACAGUGUCAUCCUCUUUGAGACGUUCGUUACAGCAAAAGAUCCGGGUGGCUGUGCCCUGGCCAUGAUGCUGGAGCUCUGCGUCUGGCUUGUCACCUUCGCCCGCUUCGCUGUGGCCUCGGGCCUUCGUCUCAGCUCUCCCAGGAGCUGCUGCUGCAACCGAAGCGUCUGGGAAGCUGAGUUUGAGGUGCCAGUGCUCGGGGAGCCCUUCGUGGCCCCAAGCAACCUCGAAGGCCGCUUGCUAGGCGAUGGCAGGCCCAAGGGGGAGUCAGCCGGGGCAAAGAGUCUCGAGGAGGACAGCGAGAGCUCUCAGGACCGGGCCAGGAGGGGAGGGCCUCUCUUGACAUACAUCAGCGAAGACCUUGUUCAGCGAGUCCUCUGUCGCUUCGGGUACCUUCAGGCUGGGGAGGAAAGUUUGGGCCAGGUGAUGGAAGCCGUGGAGUUGUUCUGGGACCGGAACCGUAAGGAGCUGCAAAAGUGCGGCUGGCAGGCCACACGCUCGGUGUCUGAUGCCCGCGAGACCUUGCACCAGAUCUUCACAGAGCCGCAUCGUCUUCAGGUUUGGCGCCUGGCCGCGGAGGAGUCGAGGCUCCGGCGCCGGCUGAAGGAAGCGGGUGAGAUUCGACAUGCAGCUGUGCCGCGGCCGCAGCUGGUGGAGGCCAUGCGCCGGCUGCUUCAACUCCGAGCACCCAGGGAGGAGCUCCCCAAGAUCUACGCUGCACACGUGUCACGGUGCUUGCAGAGGCGGAGAAGAGCCGAGCCGCCCUCGCGGCGCUUGGAGGAGGAGGCGAAGGUCGGACUGUUUCUCGCCCACAUGGGCUGCCCCUGUCUCAGUUUGACUGUGAACUCUUCGCGCAACAUCCUUGAGAGACGGGUCGGUCGCAUUGAGAACGUGGCGAGUCUUCUCCGAGGAGCGGCAAGGCUGGGCGUCGGCUCUGAUGGGAGCCGUGCUCUGGCUGGCGGUGGACAGGCGUCAUGGCGAGAUGGCGAAGGAGAGCCCAACAAGACCAAUGUCCUGACUGCAGGGGUCAUGGUGGUGAUGACCGCCCUCAGCUCUGCACUCUUCAACUUCCUGAUCAAGUUCGGCCUCUCACGGGAGACGCCGGUGACCACAAGCCUUGGAACGCAAAUAGGCAUUCCUUUGAACUUCUUGCUGGACUUGUUUGUGGUGCACAGCCACUUUCGAUGGCCUCAGGCCGUGGGUGUCCUGACGAUGUUGCUCAGCUUCAGCGUCUGGCACCACUCCGAGGCUCGAGGCCAAGCCGAGGCCCGGAUCGGAGGAGACGCCUCCGAGAGGCUGUUGGGUUAG